AUCCAUGUUGUUUCUCAAAGAACUUGCUUCAUUUUAAAAGAGAGAGGCUGGUGUGAAAUCACAGAGAUGCUGGUGACAUGGCUGAUUUCAGUCUGGAUGGCAUGGGGAGCAUUGGGGAGUCACGUCCAUUUUUAUAAAAACAAUAACCAGGAUGGAAGAUGCAUUUAUUGCUUUGCAGUACCCAGUAAAUAUGAAGACAGCUGUACUGGCUUAAGUGAGAUAUUGAUAAGCAUUCAAAAUCUCCAGCGAAAAAGCAAAGCUCAGCAGCUGGAACUAGAAUCAACUAGAACUUGGCUUGGCCUUCUGGAGAACCAGGUGAAUCAGCUACAUGGAAGCCAAGUUAGGAGGACUUCCUUAUCUACAGUUGACUUGCUUCAAAGGGAGGUAGAGAGUCUGAAGAGGGGACAAGCCCAGAGGGACAUCCAAACCAGCAGCCUGGAAUCUACCAUAAACGAACUCCUUCAAGAUAAGUCAGCUUUGGAAGAAGAGAAGAAACGGCUGGCAGAAGAAAAGAAUGAGCUUGAGAGAAGGUUAGAGAACAGCAUUGAGGAGGUGGCUCAGCUGAGAGUAAGCCAUUGUCCUCAGACCAGAGAAGGCAGCAGUGAGUUCCUUCACAGCUCUCCGAAAGCUAUAAAAGUUGUCUUGAACUGCCAGAAAAAAAUAGCUGGUCACAUUGUUUAUUAUGCUAACAAGAACAAAGCCUGUGAAGAUCUUUAUGGUUGUGGAACACUAGUUUGGGUUGGCGCACCAGUGACCUUUCACAGGGCUGACACCAUUACCGGAAAGUAUAGCGUGUGGAUGAAGGACCCACAACCUGUGUCUCCAUAUAGCAAUGAGACAGUUUGGAGAGUUGACACCGUCAGUGCAGAUAUCCGCCAUAUCUUUGAAUAUGAUGAUAUGGAUGAGUUUGUGAAAGGCUAUCCUUCCAAAGUGCAUGUGUUGCCCAGAUACAUGGAGGGCACUGGGGCUGUUGUUUAUCAAGGUUUCCUCUAUUUUCAGAGGCACAAGUCUAGAAUGCUGGUGAAAUAUGACCUGAAGAAUGAAGUCAUUGCAGUUCAAAAGGGGUUGCCCAAUGCUGGCUAUCAUGGACAAUUCCCCUACUCCUGGGGUGGAUAUACAGAUAUUGAUCUAGCAGUUGAUGAGAUUGGACUGUGGGUGAUUUAUGGCACUGAAAAUACCAAGGGAGCUAUUGUGCUUUCCAAACUGGAUCCCGAAACUUUGGAGAUUUCACAGACAUGGAAGACCAAUAUUCACAAGCAGUCUGUGGCUAACUCCUUCAUGAUCUGUGGCUCCUUGUAUACCAUUAGUAGCUACUCAUCCCCUGAGGCUAUUGUGAAUUUCAUCUACCGCACAAGUACAGGUAACACUGCACCACUGAAGAUCCGCUUUGAGAACCAUUACAGAUACAGCAGCAUGGUAGACUACAACCCUACAGAGAAGAAAACAAUGGCUUGGGAUAACUUCAACAAGGUGGCCUAUGACACCAGACUUUCCAAGAUGUGA
Messenger RNA from Crotalus tigris (Tiger rattlesnake), 1503 nucleotides. It is a transcript of the gene MYOC, whose product is annotated as myocilin. The record is from RefSeq and is a predicted model, not a curated record. Gene Ontology annotation, cellular component: Golgi apparatus. The transcript has 3 exons. Lineage: Eukaryota; Metazoa; Chordata; Lepidosauria; Squamata; Viperidae. Bases 67 to 1503 code for a protein of 478 amino acids. Gene Ontology annotation, biological process: osteoblast differentiation; signal transduction.